AUGGCUGACGAGGGACGUUUAAAAGAGUUUCAAGAGGCUAAUAAAAUAGUAUUCGAUCCUAAUACGAGGCAAGUAUGGGAAGGACAGGACCAGAGUGGAGGCGUCGUGAAGCAACAAGAUAUGGAGGAGAAUGCCGUAAAAGCACAACCUGAUGAGGACGAAGAUGGAUCAUCAACGUCCGGUAUAGUACCAACGUUGCAGAAUAUAGUGGCGACUGUUAAUCUGGGGUGUCGUCUAGAUUUGAAGACUGUGGCACUACAUGCGCGUAACGCUGAAUACAAUCCUAAACGUUUUGCAGCUGUUAUUAUGCGUAUUAGAGAGCCUAAGACUACUGCAUUGAUUUUUGCCUCUGGUAAAAUGGUUGUAACGGGUGCCAAGAGUGAAGAUGAUUCUAAAUUAGCGAGUCGGAAAUACGCAAGAAUUAUUCAAAAGAUUGGAUUUGCUGCAAAAUUUACAGAUUUUAAGAUUCAGAAUAUUGUCGGUUCUUGUGAUGUCAAAUUUCCUAUUCGUUUAGAAGGUCUAGCGUUUAGUCACGGUACUUUCUCGUCUUAUGAACCUGAACUUUUCCCCGGGUUGAUUUAUAGAAUGGUUAAACCCAAAAUUGUUUUACUGAUAUUUGUAUCUGGUAAGAUUGUUCUUACAGGUGCUAAGCAAAGAGAAGAAAUUUAUCAGGCCUUUGAAGCCAUAUACCCUGUGUUGAGUGAAUUCAGGAAAAUGUAG
Zygosaccharomyces rouxii is the source of this 720-nucleotide messenger RNA. It is a transcript of the gene SPT15, whose product is annotated as TATA-binding protein. Gene Ontology annotation, biological process: DNA-templated transcription initiation. The transcript has a single exon. The record is from RefSeq and is a predicted model, not a curated record. Gene Ontology annotation, molecular function: DNA binding; RNA polymerase II general transcription initiation factor activity. Bases 1 to 720 code for a protein of 239 amino acids. Lineage: Eukaryota; Fungi; Ascomycota; Saccharomycetes; Saccharomycetales; Saccharomycetaceae.